Molecule: messenger RNA, 3517 nt
Organism: Bombina bombina (fire-bellied toad)
Lineage: Eukaryota; Metazoa; Chordata; Amphibia; Anura; Bombinatoridae
Exons: 2
Coding region: 1369-2463 (364 amino acids)
Source: RefSeq, a predicted model, not a curated record
AUUUUUGACUUUUCUGAGCCUGUCAAGUCCUUCUUUUGACCCAUUUUGCCAAAGGAAAGGAAGUUGCCUAAUAAUUAUGCACACCUGAUAUAGGGUGUUGUCAUUAGACCACACCCCUUCUCAUUACAGAGAUGCACAUCACCUAAUAUGCUUAAUUGGUAGUAGGCUUUCGAGUCUAUACAGCUUGGAGUAAGACAACAUCCAUAAAGAGGAUGAUGUGGUCAAAAUACUCAUUUGCCUAAUAAUUCUGCACAGAGUGUAUGUGUUUAGAAGCCAUUGUGGAACCCCCACUUAAAAUGUGUCCCUCAUGUACUGAAAGGGCCUUACAUUGCAAAGAACAUAUUUUAGGUGAUAAAAGUAUGUCUAGGGAUGAUUCUCAGUCUGAAGAGAAUCCGGUUAUGCCAUCCAAUUCUCCCCAAGUGUCACAACCUUUAACGCCCACUCAAGCGACGCCAAGUACUUCUAAUGCGUCUAAUUCUUUUACCCUGCAAGAUAUGGCUGCAGUUAUGUCUACUACCCUUAAAAGGUAUUAUCUAAACUGCCGGGUUUACAGGGUAAGCGCAGUAGGUCCGGUAUUAGAGUAAAUGCAGAGCCCUCUGAUGCUUUAUUGGCCAUCUCCGAUGUACCCUCACAGUGUUCUGAGUUGGGGGUAGAGGAAUUGCUGUCUGAGGGAGAACUUUUAGACUCAGGAAAUGUGUUCUCUCAAACAGACUGACGUGACUGCCUUUAAAUUUAAGCUUGAACACCUCCGCCUGUUACUCCGGGAGGUUUUAGCGACUCUGGAUGAUUGUGACCCUAUUGUAGUACCACCAGAGAAAUUGUGUAAAAUGGAUAAAUAUCUAGAGGUCCCUGCUUACACUAUUGUUUUUCCGGUCCCUAAAAGGAUUUCGGACAUUGUUACUAAGGAAUGGGAUAGACCAGGCAUUCCGUUCUCUCCCCCUCCUACUUUUAAGAAAAUGUUUCCCAUAUCUGACACCAUUCGGGAUUCCUGGACGGUCCCUAAGACUGUGGUAUUUCAGAACUGGCUGACAUAGUUCCCAUAAGGGAAGGGGUAUUACUGGAACCUGUAUAUUAUGGGCUUGACACUGGUAACAAUGUUUUGUUGGCACUGAAGGGUUUCACAUGGCUUACAUAUAUUAGAUGGGUAAUAUGAAAAACUCACAUGGCUUAUGAAGGCAGUAAGCUCCAGCUCUGGUGGGCCUAAAUUGAGAAUUUAGCCUAAACAAAGGAGAUAGUGAGAAUUACAGACCCCUGAGGGCAUGUGGGCGUAAUGGGAAUUAUGCAGAUUUAUCUCCUCUGAUAAAUCUGGAUCUAGAGACCAGAGACUCUCCUCUUUGGUGGUUGUCACAGGAUCAUCUGUCCCAGGGAAUGUGCUUCCGCAGGCCAGAAUGGGUCAUAGUGACGACGGACGCCAGCCUCUUGGGCUGGGGUGCAGUCUGGAAUUCCCUGAAGGCUCAGGGUGUUUGGACUCAGGAGGAGUCCCUACUACCAAUAAAUAUUCUGGAACUGAGAGCAAUAUUCAACGCGCUUCAAGCGUGGCUUCAGUUGGCUUUGGCCAAAUUCAUAAGAUUCCAGUCGGACAAUAUCACGACUGUAGCAUAUAUCAAUCAUCAGGGGGGAACAAAGAGUUCUCUACCGAUGACGGAGGUUUCCAAGAUAAUUCGAUGGGCAGAGACUCACUCUUGCCAUCUAUCAGCAAUCUAUAUCCCAGGAGAACUGGGAAGGGGAUUUUCUAAGUUGUCAGACUUUUUACCCGGGGGAGUGAGAGCUCCAUCCGGAGGUGUUUGCGGCAUUGAUCCGUCAAUGGGGCACACCGGAAUUGGAUCUGAUGGCAUCUCGUCAGAAUGCCAAACUUCCUUGUUACGGGUCCAGAUCAAGGGAUCCCCAAGCAGUACUGAUAGAUGCUCUAGCAGUACCUUGGUCGUUCAACCUGGCUUAUGCGUUUCCUCCUUUUCCUCUCCUACCUCGUCUGAUUGCCAGAAUCAAACAGGAGAGGGCUUCGGUAAUCCUGAUAGCGCCUGCGUGGCCACGCAGGACUUGGUAUGCAGAUCUAGUGGAAAUGUCAUCUCUGACCCCGUGGAAACUGCGACUGAGACAGGACCUUUUAAUCCAAGGUCCAUUCCAACAUCCAAAUCUAAAUUCUCUGCAGCUGACUGCCUGGAGAUUGAACGCUUGAUUUUAUCUAAGCGUGGAUUCUCUGAGCCGGUCAUUGAUACUUUGAUUCAGGCUCGCAAGCCUGUCACUAGGAAAAUUUACCAUAAGAUAUGGCGUAAAUAUCUUUAUUGGUGCGAAUCCAAGGGCUACUCAUGGAGUAGAGUUAGGAUUCCUAGGAUUUUGUCCUUUCUCCAAGAAGGAUUGGAGAAGGGGCUAUCAGCUAGUUCCUUAAAGGGACACAUUUCUGCUUUGUCAAUUUUACUACAUAGACGUCUGGCGGAUGUCCCAGACGUUCAGUCUUUUUGUUAGGCUUUAGUCAGAAUCAAGCCUGUGUUUAAACCUGUUGCUCCGCCAUGGAGUUUGAAUUUAGUUCUCAAUGUUCUUCAAGGGGUUCCGUUUGAACCCAUGCAUUCCAUAGAUAUUAAGCUUUUAUCUUGGGAAGUUUUGUUUUUAGUUGCUAUCGCUUCUGCUCGAAGAGUUUCUGAGCUUUCUGCGUUCCAUUGUGACUCGCCUUAUCUUAUAUUCCAUUCUUAUAAGGUGGUUUUGCGUACUAAACCUGUAUUCCUUCCUAAGGUUGUUUCAAAUAAGAAUAUUAAUCAGGAAAUUGUUGUUCCUUCUUUGUGUCCUAAUCCUCCUAAGAAGGAGCGUCUGUUACAUAACUUGGACGUGGUUCGUGCCUUGAAGUCUUACUUACAAGCGACCAAGGAUUUCCGUCAAACAUCUUCUCUAUUUGUUGUCUAUUCUGGAAAGCGUAGGGGUCAAAAAGCUACGGCUACCUCUUUCUUUUUGGCUGAGAAGCAUCAUCCGUUUGGCAUACGAGACUGCUGGACAGCAGCCUCCUGAAAAAAUUACAGCUUUUUCUACUAGAGCGGUGGCUUCCACAUGGGCUUUUAAAAACGAUGCUUCUGUUGAACAGAUUUGUAAGGCUGCUACUUGGUCCUCCCUUCAUACUUUUUACAAAUUUUACAAAUUUGAUACUUUUGCUUCUUCUGAGGCUUUUUUGGGAGAAAAGUUCUUCAAGCAGUGGUGCCUUCCAUUUAGGUAUCUGUCUUGUCCCUCCCGUUCAUCCAUGUCCUGUUGCUUUGGUAUUGUAUCCCACAAGUAAGGAUGAAUCCGUGGACUCGUCGUAUCUAUUAGAAGAAAAGGAAAUGUAUGCUUACCUGAUAAAUUGAUUUCUUCUACGAUACGACGAGUCCACGGCCCUCCCUGUCAUAUUAGACAGAUUAUAUUUUUGUUUUCAAACUUCAGUCACCUCUGCACCUUUUAGCUUUUCUUUUCUCUUCCUAUACCUUCGGUCGAAUGACUGGGGGUGGAGAGAAGGGAGGAGCUAUAUAUACAGCUCUGCUGUGGUGCUCUUUGCCAC